Molecule: messenger RNA, 908 nt
Organism: Corylus avellana
Lineage: Eukaryota; Viridiplantae; Streptophyta; Magnoliopsida; Fagales; Betulaceae
Source: RefSeq, a predicted model, not a curated record
AUGAAUGUAGAAUCACUUCACAUCGACUCUGAUGCCCAGUUCUAUGUUCAGCACCUGAUCCGCAAGCUUGGAAGUGAAGCCUACAUUGGACAACGAGCAAUACUUUCAGUUUCUGAGAGAAUUUCUGUACUAGCUGAAAGUUUGCUUUUCUUAGAUCCAUUUGAUGAUUCUUUUCCCAGCACGCAUGAAUGCAUGUUCAAACUGAUCCAGCUUAUUGAGUUUCUGAUAUCAGACUACUUGCUAAUGUGGUUAAGAGGCGACGGCUUUGACAAGAUGCUGUUCGAAGAGUGGGUGGCAUCAAUUCUCCAUGUGCGGAAAGCAUUGGAACUUUUGGAAAGCAGAAAUGGGCUUUAUGUGCUUUACAUGGAUCGAGUCACAGGUGAAUUGGCUAAACAAGUAGGACAGUCUUCAUCACUCCAGAUGCUCAAACCGGAGAUUCUUGAUAAUCUGUUCCACUGACUACAUCUUUGCAUGUUACUUCUGAGAAAUACAUGACAAACGCGAGAUGGAUAUUCUCCUUCUCAGUCACCGCUCUCCUCUCAUUCUCUCACUUUCUUCCAAAUUUGGCUCGCGAAAGCGCUUUGAAUCCCCACAGUAGAGUUCCCGGCCAACAAGAGAGACAAUUGACAGGCAGUUCAUUUUACAAUCGGAAGCUUGGAGUUUACAUUAAAAAGAGGUGGAGAUUCCGAGCACGUGCUGGUGGCAGAAAAUCUUCAGCCAUUCGAAAUCGGCUCUCUUCCUUCAAUGUUGGCUUUGUUAUUUGCUUCUCCCUUUUCCUCGGUUUCUUCACGUUGUAGUUUGUGCGUGACAGAGUAUGUGAGAACUAAAUGUUGAGCUGCAUGCCUGCAUGCAUUUUAGUUCAUCUUCAAACACAUGAGAUAAUGUUGGUUAAUUCGAAUAAACUUUUA